This is a messenger RNA of Naegleria fowleri, 864 nucleotides long. RefSeq lists its product as uncharacterized. The record is from RefSeq and is a predicted model, not a curated record. The coding region runs from base 1 to 864 and encodes 287 amino acids. NCBI's taxonomy places the organism in Eukaryota, Heterolobosea, Eutetramitea, Acrasida, Naegleriidae. The transcript has a single exon.
AUGAAACUCCUUAACAAGACACGAAGAGGACGAAACAAGGAUUUGAGUCUUUCCAUCUUGUCCACACCACCAUACUAUUCUCCUUCUUCAUCCGCAUCAUCAACUACUACUCCUCUCUCAUCAACAACAACACCAUCUUGUUCUUCAAGUGGACAUACAUUAUUGAAGAAACGAAAGAUCAAGUAUGGAGUGUCGAGAGUGAGGAAUAAGCUAUUGCGAGAUCAGGUCUUGUGGGAAUUUACGGAUGAUCAUCCACAACAAGCUCCAACAACAACAACAACUAGUACUAAUACAACAACAACAACAAUCUCUACCACCAACAUGAUGUCCUCAAACACAUGUUCCUCCUCCUCCUCUUCAUUCUCCCAACAAGGAGCAUCCUCUUCUACUAAUGCUGUGCUUCUCCCUAACCAUCACUUUUCCUUCCUCUCUAACGACGAUCGUCUUUCAACAUCAUCUUCUACAUGCGAACAUCAGCAUCCUCUCACUACUCCAUCAUCCAUCUCACUUCAAGAACAACUACAACAAGUAUUGAUUCAAGUUCUCUCACAAAUGACUUUUGAGCAAUUUCAAGAUCGGCUCACCUUGGCAGUGAGUCAAUUAUUUGAAAGUUUGUUGCGGGCAAAGGAAAUUCUGGAACAACGUCAAGCCAUACGAAUGUCAGACGAGGAGAAGGAACGAUUCACUCGGGAAGUGCUCUCUUCGGAAGAGUUUCAAUCCAAACUCUCCUCCAUUUCAUCCAUCUUUCACUUUGAAAGUUUUAUUAAGGAAGGGAAGGAAUUGUUUAUUAUGGUUUCAAAUGUCAUUCCACAACAACGAUCGGUGUAUGUGGCUUCCUUUAUGAAGAACCAACCUGAUCAGUAA